CGACUGCACACUACGUGAGCGCCAAAGCUGGGAGCCGCGGAGAACAAGGCUCGUCCACAGGGCCAGCCUCGACUGAUUUCUUUGCUCUACAAGCGUCCCGAGGGAACGAGGCAUGCAAAUAUUUCAUGCGGCUCACGGUUUUACUGUGGGACCUCUUCCUCUACGUGUCCGCCGCAUUCUUUUACUGUGAGCGGGUUCUCCGCGAUGAAGGGAUUAGCUCCUCUCGCCUGCGGCUGCUCGCAUUCGCCACACUCGUGUGCUCGCCGUCAAUUAUUUUCAUCGACCACGGACACUUCCAGUUUAAUACGAUUGCUCUGGGUCUCGUAUUGUGGGCGACCAACGCCUUGUACUACCGUAGGCGAUACGCAGCUUCGGCAUUGUACGUUGGCGCGCUGCUGUACAAGCAGACCACGCUGUACUACGCGCCAGCGUUUUUCCUUUUCCUCCUGGGAGAAGCCGUAUGGCCGGAAGAGUGCACCGAGAAGCAAUUUACAGCCAAGGAGCUGGUCUCGAUUUUGAAAGGAGAGUUAAGGCUCAAAAUAAUUCAUUUCUACAAGGCCCCUUAUCCUUAUUUCCGUUUUAGGAUUCUGACGAAUUGACGGGAAGAAGUGAAUUGUUUUGAACUCUACUAAGAGAGCAGACGAGCGCGGCUACUAGUCCGGUCGUGGUUGGAAGAACUAAAACUUCAACACGUACACCUUCUAAAAAGAUGACUCCCACAUUGACAUCAGAGAAAAAUGCAUCUUCUUCAGUUAAUGAACCGCAGGUGGAUGCAGGACGUGAAACUGUUGCAGGAGGAGCACCAAUGGAGCACGACUUCUCCAAUCAAAACAAUGCAAAUAACGAUACGAUGAAUGCGAAUGACGAAGUAGAUGACAGCUCUAUGAUGCCAAACUACAAAAAGACGUCAGGAGCAGGACAGACUUCAGGAGGUUUUACGCCUAGGGGGCCAACAACAAUUUCAGGAGGAGCUUUUCUCGGUGCUAAUUCUCCUACUCGUGCGCAGCAGCUCUCGAUCCCGUUUCCAUCGAACUUGAAGAUGUUAGCAAGGAAGAUGGAAAGCGACUCUAGUUCCAAGACACCUCGGGGAACGACUACCACUAACAAGACACCGCGUCGAAGUCAACCAAGCGUUUCUCCGAAACGAGGACAAUCAUCCUCAAGCGCAGGACUCGACAAUACAACGCCACGGCAAUCUAGGGAAGCGUUCCUCAGUAGAUCUACUUUUCACGAACAAGAAAAUAGAGAAAGAAGUAAGCAAACGACAACGACAACGUCGUCGAGCCGUCACGGAACCCCGCAACACCCCAAUGGUGGAUUAUCUGGUGGACGAGCUUCCUCGAGUUGUACUCCCAGUGCUGAGAAAGAACAACUAGAUGUACCAGAGGUUAAUAUUGUAAAUGAAAAUACGAGGGGGGAUAAGAACAAUAAGGGAAAGGCUACGAAGCAAAAAAGAGAAGUCGAAGCAAAAAAGAGUAGUCCUCCUUCUCUGCGUCCAGAUCGUCCUCCUUCUGCACCAAGAGUAAGGCUUACUGUAAUUCAGCUGGAGAAGCAUUUUUGGCUCCUUUUCUAAGGGGAAAAAGCGCCGAAGAUGCUUUUCAGGGUGAAUUAUUGUGAGCUCUAACAAGAUUAGCAAAAGCAAGAGACUUCUCAGCGGUCAAAGUGUCGCAGUGGGGAGCUUCGUCACUAAAGAUGACGAGUAAACAACCUCCUCAAACACAUGAAGAUGUUGUGGCUCAUAGUUCUACGACUUUCAUGCUACUAGACGUACUAGUCCCUGCUCGUCCUGUCCAUAGUCGUCUUCUUGGCGAACACAACAAAAGCGCGCAAGGGAAGACGCAAGGAGGACGGGCGAUGAACUCGUUCAAGAAGUUUUUUCUUCGCGUAGCUUUGCUAGGGGUUGUUGUUAUUGUGACCUUCGCGGCGAUCAUGUUUCCCUUUCGUCGACAGCUUUUGCAGGUGAAGAGCCGCGUUUUUCCCUUUGGCCGUGGUCUCUUCGAGGACUUCGUCUCGAAUUUCUGGGUUCUCGUGUCUCCAGUGCUCAAGCUUCGAGACGUGACGCGAGACGAGAGCUCUAUUUACGCUUCCUCUUCCUCAUCUUCAAACGAGGCUGGUGCUGGCAGCUUGCUGGGCGAAAUGUUCACUCCCUCUGCGGAGACGGCGGCGCGGGAGCUGCAACGGCAAGCGCAGUUGCGCGCCACACUGGACUCGAUGCGACCAGGAGACGCGUUUAAGGCCUGGAGAGACGAAUUAGAGGCCACCUCGGACCGAAUUUAUCUUGCUGGAGGUCGUGGCGGAAGCUCGUCCGGUUGGUUCGGGGGAGGUAAAUCUUCGUACACAGUAAGCGAGUCCUUACUCGAAUACACUGCUGUCGGAAAAAGCUUCGCGUACAAAGGGCCCGCGUUGUUAGCAACAGCGUGGAUUAGCGCCGUCGACUACUUCCUGGCCUUCACGUUCCUCACUGGCAGCAUAGGGAUCGCGCUCUUUUUGCGGGGUGGAGAGGUGACAGGGAAACUUGCGAUGAGAAUGAUGCUGAUGUCCAAAGGGCAGGUGGUUUUUCUGUGCGCGAUGGCACUGACACUUGGAGGUGCUUUCUGCAGCAGUGCGGGAGCUUUCAAGCGACCGACGCACCGCGAAUUUCUGAAGGCGUUGCUGGGGAGCAGUCUUAGCUUUUUUCUCUUUUCUUGGCAAGUUCACGAAAAGGCCAUCCUGCUGCCAUUGCUGCCCGUGCUCCUGCAACUGCCGCUCUUAAUAGCACAGUGCAGCGAUCACGUGCACGGCGCGCCGCACUCAUCAACGUCUAUGCCAACAUCACCUCUGAACAAGAACAGUGCGGCAAAAUUUUAUAACACCGAUCCAGCUAGUACAACGUCUAUGCAGCAUAUUUCUCUUAUUACGAAAAAUAGUAACUUGCAACUCAACAUGGUGCAUAAAAACGGCAACAAGUGUCAACGUCUUGCUGAGUUUCUGCUUGGCGAGAAGCUAGUUACUGCCAUGCAGCAAUUGAUGGAUAACGGGAGUUCAAGGCUGCUUCUUUGGAGGAACCUUGGUUUUCUAGCCGUUGCGCACGUGAGUUUACUUCCUUUAGUUAAGGCUUCCCCAAAUCCAUCUUUGGAAGCAUCUCGGGAACGUUUUCAAGGGGAGAAACGUCACAAGAUGGUCUUCGGGCUGGGCUGGGGUGAACUCUAAUUUAUCCGUCAAGGAUAAGAACGUGACUGCGCACGUGCAUCUGGGCGCAGCAUGUGUUGCACUGAUUCUCCUCUACAGCAUGGCUGACACCGAGUUUGUGGCACUCAAGCGUCGUCUGUUGAUCCAGGCAAGAGCGCGCAAAGACGUCAAUUACAACAACGUAGAAGUAGAGACCGAGCAAGGUGAGCAAGGUGGCUCCCCAUCACGGCAGACAUCAAGUCCCAAAUCGACGUCAUCAAAAAUCAUGAACGUUUGGCGUCUUCUACUACUGGGCAUGAUUUUUCCAGUGGCACUACUAGUUUCCGCGCUGCACGUCGUUGUUGCUGUUGAUACAAAUUUAUGCCCACGGCUUUUCUUGUACUUGUUUCUAAGAACACUUCUAUCUAGAUAUUUAUUGGAAAAAUAAUCUCGAUACUCUUACGUGGUGCUUCCCUCUGUCAAUGCUUCUAGAGAAGAACAUGAACAGAAACGCGACAUUUGAUUUUCAGACGUAAGGUGCUUUUCUAAAGUCAGCAGCGCAUGACCAGGGGACGAGCGCAACUUCCUCCUUAUCUACCUUGGCUCGACAACUUCUUCCUAAACGGUAUCCGCAUCUAUUCUCGUACUUGAAUGCCGCAGUCUGUGCCUCGUUUUUUCUUCUCGUCUUUGUGCAGAACGUGACGGUUCGUGGGAUGCUUGCCAGCGACAUAAUGACGCGAAGAAAUCCCUACUUUGCUAGAACUGUUGGCGGUCUAACAUCUUCGUAAAGGGAAAGACGAGACGACGGACAGUUGUGAAGCUGCCGAAAAUGAAAUUGAAAUUUCAAUGGGAUGAAAAGCACGAACCUUCUCUCUUGCUUUCCGGUUGCAGCCAGCACCUUUCUCCGUUUUUUUUUGCUCUGUCUGGCUGUGCGGAUCCUCUUAUCUUUAGCAGUCACAACUGAUCAUAAUGUAGUGCACGGAAGCAACAACGAAUAUCAUGUAUAAGCAACUUUUUGCCAAGUUCUGAGAAUCAGCAGAAAGCAUAAAAAAUCUACUGAUGGUGGUGGAGAUGAAUGACCACCAGAGACGUCGUAUGAUGAUGAUUUAAUGAUAAUGAUGAUGAUGAUUUAAUGAUGAUGAUGAUCGGAUGAUGUUGGCGGAACUUGUUUCAGAGAGCCACAGACCUCUACGACAAAGGAUCUAUCGACCUUGAGCAGUGUUGAAACUCAAAAUUCCUUCUAAGCCGGUAUUGCCAAGAGCUUGUGCGGAUGAUGUGAGAGAACAAGGAACUACGACACUCCUUUUCAUACUUGCUGCUGCUGGUUGACGUUGAGGAAGUAUCAAGAAACUCAAUGCGAGAACGUCUUGCGAUUGUGAUGAGAAGAAUGAAUUCGCCAUAAUGUUGAGAAAAGCAAAGAAAUGCACCAUAAUCAGAAGAGCGCAUGCCUCUUAAGUACUCUCUCUCACCAG
Amoebophrya sp. A25 is the source of this 4619-nucleotide messenger RNA. The record is from the annotation of a GenBank genome assembly. NCBI's taxonomy places the organism in Eukaryota, Dinophyceae, Syndiniales, Amoebophryaceae.